AUGGCAGAUAGAAAUAAGACUUUGGUGACUAAGUUUGUGCUCACAGGACUCACAGAUCAGCCAGCGCUUCAAGUGCCCCUCUUCCUGCUGUUCUUCUUCAUCUACCUCGUCACCAUGGUGGGAAACCUGGGACUGAUUGCUCUCAUCUGGAAGGACUCUCAACUUCACUCCCCCAUGUACUUAUUCCUCAGCAGUUUAGCAUUUGCUGAUGCAUGCACUUCCUCCUCUGUGACUCCUAAGAUGCUUACACAUUUUCUAUCUAAAGAUCACAGUCUAUCACUCAUUGAGUGUUUUGCCCAGUUUUAUUUCUUUUGUUCCAGUGCAACCACAGAAUGUUUCCUUCUGGUAGUGAUGGCCUAUGACCGUUAUGUGGCCAUACGCAAUCCUUUACUUUAUCCAGUGGUGAUGUUCAACAAACUCUGCACUUUGUGUAUAUGUAUUUCUUAUUUUAUUGGUAUUCUGAAUUCAACAAUUCAUGUGAGUUUGUUAUUUCGAUUACAUUUUUGCAGGUCAAAUGUCAUAGAUUAUUUCUUCUGUGAAAUUAUGCAAUUAUUCAAAAUUUCUUGCAUAGAUCCUACAGCCAAUAUGCUGGUUUCUUUCAUUUUUUCAAUCUUUAUACAAGGCUUCACCUUUAUAAACAUUGCCAUCUCUUAUACAUGUAUUCUCUUUACCAUUCUGCAAAAGAAGUUUGAGAAGGGCAGAAACAAAGCCUUUUCCACUUGCAGUGCACAUCUACUCUCUGUCUCUUUGUUCUAUGGAAAUCUCUUCCUCAUUUAUAUUUGUCCUGAAUCUGAAACAGCUGAAGCUAAGGAAAAAAUAUAUUCUUUAUUUUACACAGUCAUCAUUCCUUUGUUAAAUCCUUUUAUCUAUAGUCUGAGAAACAAAGAGGUUAUAGGUGCUUUGAGAAGAGUGAUGAAAUAG
Molecule: messenger RNA, 921 nt
Organism: Perognathus longimembris pacificus (Pacific pocket mouse)
Lineage: Eukaryota; Metazoa; Chordata; Mammalia; Rodentia; Heteromyidae
Product: olfactory receptor 5AC1-like
Exons: 1
Coding region: 1-921 (306 amino acids)
Biological process (GO): sensory perception of smell; G protein-coupled receptor signaling pathway
Cellular component (GO): membrane
Molecular function (GO): odorant binding; olfactory receptor activity; G protein-coupled receptor activity
Source: RefSeq, a predicted model, not a curated record